Cydia pomonella (codling moth) is the source of this 2123-nucleotide messenger RNA. RefSeq lists its product as uncharacterized. Lineage: Eukaryota; Metazoa; Arthropoda; Insecta; Lepidoptera; Tortricidae. The transcript has a single exon. Bases 56 to 865 code for a protein of 269 amino acids. The record is from RefSeq and is a predicted model, not a curated record.
AAUAUAAACAACCACAUAUUUCAUCUCUAAGAAACCUUGAAGCAGUAGCAUCAUAAUGAAACAAAGUUCUUCUAAAUUGGCAUCCAGGAGCAAUGGCUACCAGUCUGACGACGAUACCGUGCGGUACAAGCUGAAUACAGAGUUCUUUAAUAAUACUAACAAGGCUGCAAUAAAGCCAAACAAGAAACAAGAAAAUGUAGAACCUGAUGAUGGUAUUCGAUACAUGUUUCCAAAAGUUUUAGUAAAAAAUCUAGCAGUAGAUAAGAAACCCAAACAGAAAAUCAAAGUUAACUUUUGGAGCAGCAAACAAUCUCUCAACCGUAUGCGCAAACCAGAUGCAAAAAAAGAAAGCUCAAAUCGCAGGCACACAGUAGCCGUGUCAUCUCAUGAAAGGUUAAAUGAUAAACCGAAGAACUCUGCUGUGAAGGUACGCAAACGGGUAUCAUUUCUCCCUUCCCCGUUGUUCUCUGAUAACCAUGUACCAAUGGUGACUGUGCCUGAUGACUUGACUAUCCAUCUUAAUGAAGAAGAGGCAAAUGAUCUUGGCGAGGACUUAAACCAAGCAAUUACUGAGCAAGAUGCUAUAACUAAAAGCAAAUCAAGUGAUUUGUUUAAAAGGAAGUCCCGUUCAUUAACAACUCAAACCAGUCCUAAAGGCACAAAACGCAAGCACAGCAGUGAUGACUCUGAUGGCAGGUCCCAAGGAAAUGAAAAUGAUCUAGAAUUCUUCUCGAAGUAUGUAGUUCAGAAGUUAAGGAAAAUGGAAACCAACCAACGGAUUUACUCAGAAAACUUAAUUAAUACUGUUCUCAUGUUAGGACAACUGUCCAAGUUGAAUGGUAAAUAUAAAAUAUUAGAACAGUAACAAUAGCAUCUUAAAAUUAAUUUUAAGAGUUACCCUUGUAUAAUUAAGUUAACAUGAUGAAUGAGUUUGAAGAAAUUGAUUAUUAAUGUUUUAGAGAAACUUACUAACUUAACCCAUUACCGCCCAUUGUACCCACUUGGGUACACCCGGGGUAUGGUGUUUGAUUUGAUUUUCUACUGUAACUCUAACUCUGUAACCUAGCAUUUGAAAAAUGGUGGGUACCCAAAAGUUGGUGUGGGCGCUCAUGGGUUAAGCAAGGAAUGUUUAACAAAAAUAAUGUUACUUUGACUGAACUUGUGCAAUAAUAAUAAACAACUAGCUCAAGUAAAUUGCUUUCCAGCAAAGAUCAUACAUCCCAAUGAAUUUGUUGAAUGUGACUCGCACAAGCCUAAUUUUCUUAAUAUUAUAAUAGUUUUUCACAGAGUUUUAAUAAGUUAUAAAUUAACUCACCUUGUAUACACAACAAAUAUUGUAACAUAUUGUGUUCAGUCACAUUUCCAUUUCCUUAUUAUUUUGUAGUUUAAAGGUAACUAUUUAUACAUGGUAUGUACUUGUACAUAUGAGUAGUGAUAAGGAGUUGUCACUGAUAUAAGAAUGGUAUUCCACUUGUCCAAUUUCUUUGUCUAAUGUGCAUUGUAUCUCCCUCUCUCAUUAAGCAAAAGGUGGGUUGCAUAUACACAUUGGAACAAGAAAUUGGAUAGGUGGAAUACCAUCCUAAGUAACACUUAAAAAAAUUACAAAAAUAAUAACUCAUAAGUACAGAAACUGAAUAUUUAUUUUUAAGGCAUAGUACAUCCAAGGAAAUGUCAUGCAUGUCUCACGUUUAAUUUAUUUGUUACAUAUUUUCAUUAAAAAAACUACUUGUCUGAGUGCUAUAUAUUGAACUUAUGGAAUGAUGUUAGUAUAUUUACUAGAUAUUGCAUAUUUCUGGUUGUUGUAAGCCUUCUUACAUAUCAAGUUUAUUGUGCUAAUUGUUAUUUUUCUUGUGCUGUUACAGAAAUUUCAGCUAAUUAAGUUUUAUGUGCAUACAAAUUUUAGUUAUCAACGCACAAGCUUUGCUUACUUAUAUGUAUUUUUUUGGUCGUAUUUAUUUUCUAAAGACGUAAAGCUUCACCAGAUGCAUAGUUGAUGGAAUUAUAAGACAGUGUGAGGCACAGGUUUCAGAGUUAAACUAGAUGGCGUUGUAUGGUCGCUUUGUGACAAAGCGGGUUGAUUGUAAUAGAGAGCUAUAGUCUAAGAAACAAAUGUGCCCUUAGUU